GUAUGUCUCUGUUCCAGAUUUGAACAUCAGUUGUGCUGUAAUUGGGUGACAGCAAACAUGUCACGUGUUAUAUCGAUUGUCUCCAGUCUGCUAUUGAGUCAGUUGGUACACAGUCUACCAGCCCUCACUCUACCUGCUACGAUCAUGAUGAACGCUGCUGGUGGGGGAGGAGGAGGAGGAGGAGGAGGAGAUGGAGCAGUAGUGAGCCAAACGAAUUUGGAUGCAAUAUCUUCAAGUCUUGGCUCCAAUUUGCAAUCAGCUGCUCAACAGCUGAUGAACGGUGAAAUCUCCACUCAAACCGGUCAGCAACUUAACACGGCAAGCACUGGUGGAGCAUUCAAUGUUGAAGGAUUGCAGGGUCUGAGUGGACUGACCUCAGGCAGGGCUACCAACGGUCUAGGUCUCACUGUCAGUGGGCUGCGCGCUUUUCAAGGUUCUGACAAUCUAGCUGGACUGAGUUCAACUCUCAGUGCAUCUGGAGCAGAUUUGAGUUCAACUUCAGCGACAGAUGCAGAAAAUCCAUCCCUGGGUUUCCAACUGAUGACACAAGGUGGACAAUUGAGCCAGCUGACACCAGGUGGACAAUUGGGCCAGCUGACAUCAAGUGGACAAUUGAGUCAGCUGACAUCAGGUGGACAACUGACCCAGCUGACACCAGGUGGACAAUUAGGCCAGCUGGCAUCAAGUGGACAGUUGAGCCAGCUGACAGCAGGUGGACAAUUGAGCCAGCAGACACCAGGUGGACAAUUGAGUCAGCUGACAUCAGGUGGACAAUUUGGCCAGCUGACAACAGGUGAACAAUCGAGCCAGCAGACAUCAGGUGGACAACUGACCCAGCUGACACCAGGUGGACAAUUGAACCAGCUGACAUCAGGUGGACGAUUAGGCCACCUGACACCAGGUGGACAAUUGAGUCAGCUGACAUCAGGUGGACGAUUAGGCCAGCUGACAUCAGGUGGACAAUUGAGUCAGCUGACACCAGGUGGACAAUUGAGCUUUGUAAGCAGAGAUCAAGGUCAGAACUAUGGCAUAAGAAAUGGCCAGCAGUUCAUCGUCUUUGGCGGUAGAGCCGAAGGUUAUCCAGUACAGACGAUACCUGAAGGUUCGUGGGUUGUUGAUGUUGGUUCCUUGGGUGACGUCACAACUGCUCCUAAUAGCAUCCCAGUUAAUCGCUUUACAGAGCAACUACCCUCGUUGGGUGAUGUCACAACUGCUUCUAACAGCAUCCCUUUCAAUCGCCUUCCAGAGCAAUUAUCCUCGUUGGGUGACGUGACAACUGCUCCUAAUAGCAUCCUUGCCAAUCGCUUCCCAGAGCAGCUACCCUUGUCAGCCAACUUCCAAUCUCCAAACAUCCCCAACUAUCUCCAGCGAUACGUUGUCCAGCAGAGACCCACUUCAUCAGUGUAUUACACUGUCGCAAAUGGCCAGAACUCCCCAGCACCAAGAUCAUUGGGAUAUCUUGACCAGCCUAUCCAGGGUCUUCAGGCCUAUUCUCCAGUACCUAUCCAGGAUGGCCUCCAGCUCCAGUUUGCCAGGAAUGCGGUUGCACCGCAAGGAUAUAUCAUAGGUAACCAAGUGGUUCCCGCCCAGAGAAUUCAGUUGGCUUUCUAGAUUAGAUUGAAUUUAGAUAAACAUAACCUAUUUUUAAACAAUUUCUGUACAAAUUUUAGUAAGGAACAGUUUUGGGCUUUGAACGUGUUGUUCCUUCCCCAAUCAUUCAUAGUUGAAAAUGAUAUUGUAUGUAUUAAUGUAUAAAUAAAUAGAUUAGUGAGCAAUGUUCUGGAUGGAUAUUGUGGAGUGUUUAUAAUGCUUUCCUUCUAGUCAAUAAAAAUGAUUUGGUUUGAUGUUUCUACAA
Nilaparvata lugens (brown planthopper) is the source of this 1855-nucleotide messenger RNA. RefSeq lists its product as uncharacterized. The coding region runs from base 58 to 1611 and encodes 517 amino acids. The transcript is spliced from 3 exons. The record is from RefSeq and is a predicted model, not a curated record. NCBI's taxonomy places the organism in Eukaryota, Metazoa, Arthropoda, Insecta, Hemiptera, Delphacidae.